AUGCUGACAAUGUAUAAGCUGACUGUGUGUCUUGUGGCCAUGUUACUGGUCAGCUCUGUGAGAGCUGAAAGUCCAAUGUUGUCUGUGGGAGAGCUCCUAGAGAGGGCUAAUCGAGACAUUGUUCGUGGUGCCGACGAACCAACAGUUAUUGGGGACAUUGCAGUUGUUGAUGAAAAUGGGAGGAAUGCUGAUCCCUGCACAUCUGCUAACUGCAAGUGGCCCAAGUCUGUUGAUGGACUGGUCUAUGUGCCCUAUGUCAUUGCCAACCACUUCACCUCCCGUGAGCUGCAGGUCAUCCAGCGAGGGCUAGAUUCCUUUGCAUCAGUUACAUGCAUUCGUUUUGUUCCACGCUACAAUGAGAGGGAUUAUAUCAGCAUUGAGUCACGUAGCGGAUGCUACUCCUAUGUUGGACGGCUUGGUCAUGGUCAGACAGUGUCUCUGGAUCGCAGUGGCUGUAUCUAUCACAACACUGUCCAACAUGAGCUACUUCACGCUCUGGGCUUUAACCAUGAACAGACCCGCACUGACCGUGACUACCACAUCCGUGUCGUCUGGGAAAAUAUUAUUGACAACAUGAAGUAUAACUUUGAAAAGAUUGCCACUCUGAACCAGGGAACUCCCUAUGACUAUGACUCUGUCAUGCAGUAUCACAGAACUGCAUUCUCUAAGAAUGGUCUACCCACUAUGGAGCCCAUCCCCUACAGCAAUGUAGCAAUUGGCCUGGCCAGAGAAAUGAGCCAAAAUGACAUUAUUAGAAUCAACAGACUCUAUCAGUGCUUGAAGUACACCAACAACACGACUCUCCUAUUCUUUCCCAACUUCAGUCCACCCACAACAGUGAAGAGAAAGAGCUUCAGUCCUGUCAUGAAGAAGGCUACAGCCAUGGGCCUGGAACUGUUUCUCAUCUACCCUGCCUUGAUGAAGAUGGAGCAUUGUGGUAAGAAGGUGGCAUUUGAUUCCCCUCAAGCUGCAGACGAUUUUAUCAGCUCCCUGCCAAUGUGA
Neoarius graeffei (lesser salmon catfish) is the source of this 1002-nucleotide messenger RNA. Its product is annotated as low choriolytic enzyme-like. The record is from RefSeq and is a predicted model, not a curated record. The coding region runs from base 1 to 1002 and encodes 333 amino acids. NCBI's taxonomy places the organism in Eukaryota, Metazoa, Chordata, Actinopteri, Siluriformes, Ariidae. The transcript is spliced from 9 exons. Gene Ontology annotation, molecular function: zinc ion binding; metalloendopeptidase activity. Gene Ontology annotation, biological process: proteolysis.